This is a messenger RNA of Myiozetetes cayanensis, 2907 nucleotides long. It is a transcript of the gene TANK, whose product is annotated as TRAF family member associated NFKB activator. The record is from RefSeq and is a predicted model, not a curated record. The transcript has 9 exons. Lineage: Eukaryota; Metazoa; Chordata; Aves; Passeriformes; Tyrannidae. The coding region runs from base 169 to 1614 and encodes 481 amino acids. Gene Ontology annotation, biological process: canonical NF-kappaB signal transduction.
CUCCCCGUCACAGGGCGGGGAGAGGCACGGCAGGAAGUCGGUUCUGGUUCCUGGGUUAAGGCGCUCCGGCAGGAGCGAGCGCCUUGUGCCGGGGGCGGCCGCGGGCUCCGCGAGGCGCUCGUCUGUUAACUCCACCAUCUUUCCAGUGAUGAAACAACAUUGGGAAUUAUGGACAAAAACAUUGGAGAACAGCUUAACAAAGCUUAUGAAGCCUAUCGACAAGCAUGCAUGGAUAGGGACCAUGCUGUGAAAGAACUACAGCAAAAAACAGAAAACUACAUGCAGCAAAUACGUGAACAGCAGGAAAAGAUAGAGCUUCAAAACAGCAUUAUUGCAAAACUGAAAUCACAGUUGGCUGCUCUGAAUGCUAAUAGAGGUAGUGCACAUCCCUACAUUCUGAUGCAUGAAGACAUUGAAACAUUCAACUUACCUUUUAGCCAGCUCUCUGAAAAACUGAACAUAGCAAAGCAAAGAGAAAAACUAUUAAAGGAACAGUUAGAAAGUGAGAGCAUGAAAUUGAAGCAACUUGAGGACAAAAGCAAUCAAAAGGAAAGGAAGCUUUUAUCUGUUAUUUCCAACCAAGAAGAUAAAAUAAGAAAUCUGAAAAGCAAAUUGAAAGAAUUAAAUGAAGCACAAAAGAGUAUACAGAUGCCAAUGUAUAAAAGGGAGGUGAAAAGUAAGAAAGGUGUUCCAGAUAAGCCUGAAUUAUCUCUAGGGAUCUCUGGUAUUUCACCUAUGCCUGAAAGAGAGAAUCUAGAGACUAUUUUCCAGGACAUGAAAGAAGAGUGUCAUCGAAUAUGUAUGCUAGCCAAAGAACAAACAGACCAACUGAUUAAAUUUAAGAUAAAGCCAGAACCUGAAACUGAAAUACAGUUUUCCAUGCCGAUACAGUGUACUGAUAAAACUGAUGAACAAGCAGAAGAGCUUUUUAAGCCUCGGGUUAUAAAGGAUAUAAAUAGAGGUGCAUCAUGCAUCACAUCUAUCACACCAAGAGGAGUGGGCCAAGAUGAGGACAACAACUCUGUAGAAUCACUUUCUAAAUUUAAUGUCAAGUUUCCACCUACAGACAAUGACUCUGCUUUCUUGCAGAGCACUCAGGAAAAACCAACAGUUUCUUGUACCGGUAUAGCUGAAAACAUGCUUCAAGAUCAUCAUUUUAACCUGGAGCACAGAGACCGUGCUGCUAACCUCAGUAAACUGGAACCUAACUCAUUUGAAGCUCAUGGUAUUGAUCUCAUGACCUCAGCUUUACAAAGCUUAACUACUGUUGACAAAACAAACCCCUCAGAUCAUGCAAACGUGCCUAUAGAAAAUAUUCAUGAAAUACCAUGUUUAAAAACAACAGACAGUGGUUUCACGUUUGUACCUAAGCACACAAACCAGAGUGUACCUGAAGCAAUUUUUUCUUUAGAAGCUGCGGGAACAACCGUCAGAGGUCCUCAUCAGCUCAUUUGGCAGCCUCAAGACAAUGAUUUGCUGGCACAAGCAUAUGCAGACUCUGAACUGAAUCAGUGUGGAAUAUGUGAAUUCUGUCGAGAAAUUUUCCCACCAUCUCCAACAUCUAAGGAAGAUUUUCUUCGUCAUCUGAAUUCCCACUUUAAAGUACAGUCUUAAUGUAUGAGAAUUCAAUGGUUCACUGGUUUUGCAUACUUUUUUUUAUUCAAUAGAUACGCUAAGAAUUUAAGAAUUAAGACUUCUUGUAACAAGAACUCAUGACUGAAAUUAUUUGUCAGAUAAGCACAUUUUUAGUUGUUUUUUGACAAGGUAAAAUGAAACUAAGUCACUCAGUACUGUAAUGCACAUUAUUGCUUGUUAUGCUUCCGUAUUAACUUCAAGAGUGAUGUCAAACACUUUUUUUCCAAAUUAAUCUUUGCCUGAUAGGUCCAAAGUCAUGAUUAUAUUUAUGAGUAUAGACUUGCAGGAUUAAUGCCUUAAUAUGACUUGCAAAACUGGUGUAUUUUCACAGUAUCCAAUUAUGUGAUUAUGUUCCCCUUGAAAUAAACAGGAAGAGAAGUAGGCUCUCAUUUUUUAUUUCUUUUAUAAAAUUUCCAAUUUUAACUUCAAAUAGUUAACCUCCUAAUUCAGAUUCUUAUAAAAUUAUCAUGGUAACCUAAUGCCAGGCAUGCCAAAAUUAGAAUAGCCUUGUUCACUAGUAACGUAAAUGAAUGGCUGACUUUUCCAGAACAACUGUUUACUAGAGAGAGUAAUCAAAAACAGCACAUAAAUGAUCUUUUUUUCAAAAUGUAACAGUACUGAUUUUAUGAAUAUCUGUUACAUGUUAUUAAAAAAAAAAAUACUUGUCUUGUUUGCGUACCUUUCUAGCAUUAAUAAUUACUAAAAAUGCUUUCAGGAAAAGGAUUAUAUUAGUAUGAAGGAUAGAAAAGGUUAAACUUUCCCUAAAAUUAAUAGUACCAAAGAUUAUUUGCCUUUUCUUCUGGUCUGCUAUGAAUGCUAUCACUCAAGUCUGGUGCAGACUAGAAAGCAAAGGCAAAAACCUAAUCAUCCAAAUCUCAGUGACUUCAUUUUUAAUGUGAAUAUGCUUAGCGGCUUUCUCAAUGCAAUUAAAAUUUGUGUUUAGUUGAAACAUUGCAGUCUGAUAAAGUUUGCACAUUUUUUGGAUUUCUUGAUAUCAAAAAGUAGGGGGGUACCAAAUAUUUUAAAUUAAUGAUAAAGGUUGCUUGCUUUUUGUAUUUGAACUGAAUAUGGGGUUUAGUCCUGAUAUUUGAUAAUUAGCAUUAAGAUUUUCAUAGCAGCAAAGCACAACACUUUCUCUUUCUGGAAGAAUUAAUACCUGCAUAAUUUUAAAAAAUGGAUUUUUGGGCAAUUAUUUUCUCUAUUUUAAACAUGUCAUGUUUGUGAUGGGCUGUCAACAGAGUGUACUGUAAUAAACAGUGCAUGUCUGCUACA